AUGGGGCUAGGAGGUUACGUGUGCUGGCCCAGUGGACGUAGCCAUUGGUUUGCAGUCUCUCUGUCGGCCGUUGAACUGCAGGACAUCAGCGACCUUUUCCAGGUGCCGCUUCAAUCUCACAUUGCAGCACUGGAGCUCCUUGCGCAGUUGCUGCUCUUGUGGUGCAUGCAUCAGGCCUUGCCUUCUUGCCGAGGAAUUGAUGCUGAAGUCGAGCACAUCGCCGGUUACAAGAAUGCCCUUGCGGAUGAGCUCAGCCGGAUGCCGGUGGAUUCUUUGCCACCCUUGGCGAUUGAGGAGCCUUUGGUGGAGGUGGAUGCUCGAGGUUUCCGUCGCAUGGGCCCCUAUGACCGCCCUGGCCAUCGUAGCCCGGUUAGCGACUUUGAAUCCCAUGCAGUGGAGCGUGAGCCUGUGGAGCCUUCUCCUCGCACUCCUGCCGAUGCGGUUCGCUGCGACUCUUGCGAUUCCCUUCGGGCUUCGAAUGCUCAGCUUCGCCUGCAGAUUGAGCACGUGACUUCUGAAAAUGCUCGUCUCAACCUGCGUCUGGAAGAGCUCCUUGCUUCGUCCCGGACAUCAGGCGCUCGUUCUUGGACACAUGCUGAGCAGGUACGAAUGGUCUUCUCUGCCGAGGAGGCGGAUGCGACUCAGCUUCUUUGUGACCCUGUGGUACUGCUUAGAGCUCUUCGGUACCAUGAGCAGCGUCUGGAUGCUUUGGUCAAUCUGCAGUCUUCGCUCGAAAAUGAGCUUCGCUCUCGACCGUGA
Messenger RNA from Symbiodinium necroappetens, 759 nucleotides. The record is from the annotation of a GenBank genome assembly. Lineage: Eukaryota; Dinophyceae; Suessiales; Symbiodiniaceae.